AUCAGUCACGCCGAUGAAUCGUCAAAUUAGACGUGUCACUAAGCGGCAGGCUCCCGGUGGCAGGAACUAAGUGUUCAAAAUACUCAUCAUCCUAAUGCGAUAACGUUUGAACAAUUAAAAACUUCCAUAAAUUACGAGUUAUCCGCAAUUUUAUUACAUCGGUUUAAAAUAUGAAAUGUAAUCCAGUUAUUUUUGUAGUUUAUUUCAAUUUAUUUGGGAUACUUGCUAGAACUGAGUUUCCAGGUGACGAUGGAGGCUGGUGCUCGCAUGCAGAUUCCAGCUUGACUGAUGAGGGUCCCUGCACUAUUGACAUAUGGGACACCUCGCUGACCUAUAAACAGUUUAUCCAGGGGUAUGCCUACACCAAACCAGUUAUUAUCAGAGGGUUGUCCGAUAAUACGGAGUUCCGGCUGAUGUGCUCAAAGGACCAUCUCCUGCGAGAGUUUGGGGAGCGGCGGGUCAGACUAAGCACAGCUAACACCUUCUCUUACCACAAAGCCUGGUCUGAUGUCCUGCCUCCCUUCACAGUGGAUGUUCCAUUCCAGGAGUUUGUGGAAUACCUGCUGAAGCCUCAGUCUCUCAGUGCUCUCGGAAGUGAAACCCUCUAUUUUUUCGGAGACAACAAUUUCACAGAAUGGCAUAGCCUGUUUGAGAAGUACCACUCACCAAGUUACGUUCUACCACAUACCAGGGGGGCCUAUAGCUUUGGAAUCGCAGGUCCAGGAACCGGAGUGCCUUUCCACUGGCAUGGUCCAGGGUAUUCUGAGGUCAUCCAUGGCAGAAAGCGCUGGUUCCUCUACCCCCCCAACCACGAGCCAAAGUUCCACCCCAACCGCACCACCUUGUCUUGGGUCACAGAGACUUACCCAACCUUGACAGCCACCCAAAGACCCUUGGAGUGCACCAUCCGACCAGGGGAGGUUCUCUACUUCCCUGACCUCUGGUGGCAUGCCACACUCAACCUGGACACUAGUGUCUUCAUCUCCACUUUCCUGGGGUGACAUUUUGCCUGGGGAUUGCCUCAGUCGGAGGACACUUCAAUGAUAAUUAAUACCAAUGAGUGACGAAAAGAAUCUACUGGCAAUUGAUAUUAAAUGCUUUUGGUUUUA
Molecule: messenger RNA, 1109 nt
Organism: Brienomyrus brachyistius
Lineage: Eukaryota; Metazoa; Chordata; Actinopteri; Osteoglossiformes; Mormyridae
Gene: jmjd8
Product: jumonji domain containing 8
Exons: 9
Coding region: 171-1001 (276 amino acids)
Cellular component (GO): cytoplasm
Source: RefSeq, a predicted model, not a curated record